GUUAUUCUCCUCAUUAGCUAGGCUUGAGCGUUGCACUACAAUAUUACAAACUCGUUCCUCAAUUUGUUUCCCAAUUUUUUGAAGCAAUGUCGACCGAAGAAAACCCUAAUACCUCCUCUGUAGUUCGCUUGGACGUCGGAGGAAAAAUAUUCCGGACCACCAUUGGUACUUUCACUAAUUGCGAGCCUUAUUCGAGGCUAGCUGCAAUGUUUAGCGGUCGUCACAACUUGCAGCAAGACGAGAAUGGAGCUGUUUUUAUCGACGGGGAUGGAAAACAAUUUAGGCACAUUCUUAACUGGUUAAGAGACGGCAAAGUCCCUACCUUAUUAGAAGAUUCUGUAUAUGAAGAAUUUCUGAGAGAAGCAGAAUACUAUCAGCUAGUUGGGUUAAUGGAUGGAGUACAAGAUGUUCUAAAUAAGAACAAAGGUGAAGAGGACAAGCCUUGUCCAGAUUUAACUCGUGCCGGUGUUAUCGACAAGUACUUGAAAAACCUUCAAGGUCUUGAUCUUUCUGGCCUUGAUCUUUCUUGCCUGGACCUGUCAGAUCUUGCUGGAGCUUCUUUUGUGGGUGCUGGUCUUCAAGGUGCAAAUUUACGCGGGGCAAGUUUGAUAGGCUGUAGUUUUGAGGAGGCAUAUAUGAAAGGGGCAGGCUUUUAUCAUGAGGAUAUGCCGACGGUCAAUUUGAAGGGAGCAAUUGAAGUCGACUCGAUUAUAGUUACAAGAAAGGGGUAGAAUUAGGGUUUAAUUAGUUUAAAACAAAGGAUUCUUUCUGCAUUAGCCAUGGCAAUUGGCAACAACAAAAUUAUUAUUCACUAGUCAUUCCAAAAGAACUCCUUUUUCUUUUGUUUUGGAAUUUUACGUGUGUUUAGAUGAAUCCUUUUGGUGAACAUUUUGGUCAUAAUCGGUAUACUCAUCCUCAUUUUGUUGUGGGUAUGGCAAGUCCCAAAUAUUUGUAUGUUUUAUGAAUUGGACUACUUUCCAACCACUCAUCGCCUUUGGAUCAUCAAUGUAGAAUACUUGUUUUGUUGUA
Malus domestica (apple) is the source of this 1029-nucleotide messenger RNA. The record is from RefSeq and is a predicted model, not a curated record. NCBI's taxonomy places the organism in Eukaryota, Viridiplantae, Streptophyta, Magnoliopsida, Rosales, Rosaceae.